This is a messenger RNA of Aethina tumida (small hive beetle), 4687 nucleotides long. It is a transcript of the gene inaE, whose product is annotated as diacylglycerol lipase-alpha. The record is from RefSeq and is a predicted model, not a curated record. NCBI's taxonomy places the organism in Eukaryota, Metazoa, Arthropoda, Insecta, Coleoptera, Nitidulidae. Gene Ontology annotation, biological process: lipid metabolic process. The transcript has 14 exons. Gene Ontology annotation, cellular component: dendrite membrane; postsynaptic membrane. The coding region runs from base 312 to 3917 and encodes 1201 amino acids.
CCCGUCACCAGCGGGCAGCCCGACGCCAGUCCGUGCCCGAGCCGUACGCAGUGCACACGUCGAAUUACCGUUUUCGCAUCAACGUCCGGUGGAGACUGAGUGUGCGGGGGUUGUUUCACGAGUUAACUCUGUCACGGUGUUACCCUGCUGGUGCGUCAUGUGUCGCACGGGACAUUCCGUACGUAUCCGUUGCGUGUGUUUGUGUGUCCGCAACGGCAGCAUGACACGAUGAAGCCGGGCGACAAGUUCAAGUACUGACCAGUGCGUACAUCCGGUGAUGGACAGCUAAUGUGACUGGUGAAGGGGUGAAAAUGCCGGGGAUCGUGGUGUUCAGGAGGCGGUGGAGUGUCGGUUCCGAUGAUCUGGUCGUUCCCGGUGCGUUCCUGUUCACCGUGCAUCUUAUAUGGACUAUAAUAUUGGGUUGCGUCCUGUUCCUGAUCCACUUCGACCGGAGUGUGCAAUGUGUUCUGUUACUGUGGUGUCUCAUCCUCGUCUACUUGGUCAUCCUGAUCUUGUCCCUGGCGGUCGAGUUCGCCAUCUGUGUGGUGGCGAUGCGGGGCAGCAUCUUAGAAACAGCCCAAAGGUCCAGCAUGCAGUACAUCCUCUACCUCAGACUAACUGUGAUGUUCGUAGAAGCAGGUUGGCUCUCCGCCGGCGUAGCCUGGUUAAUAAAAUACUAUUUAGACUGUGAAAUCGACAAAGCCAAAGAGACUGUAUUAGGUAUGGUAGUUUUCAACUGGUGCAUCCUGCUGUCGGUGUUGGUAACCGUGUGGUGCACCUACGACACGGCCGGCCGUUCCUGGGUGAAGAUGAAACAGUACCAGCGCAGCAUGCGCGAAUCCGAAUCGAAGUUCCAGUACAAACGGUCGGGCAGCACGAGAAACUGGCGCCAACGCAAAGUACUGAGGGCGUACGAAGACAGCUGGCACAACAGAUGCAGGUUCCUGUUCUGCUGUUCCUCCGGCUCCGACCGCAACAGGAACUCCUUCUCGGACAUCGCGCGCAUAUUCUCCGACUACUUCCGCGACCUGGACGUGGUGCCGUCCGACGUGGUGGUGGGUCUGGUGCUGUUGCGUAAGUUCCAGAAGAUCGAACAGAAGGCGAUUGUGGAGCAGAGGAAGAACGACACGUACGAAUUUCUGUCAGGCGCCCCCAUCACGCCCCGGACCCAGUUCCUGUCGUUGCACGACGACGGUUCCGACCUGAACGAGUUCGAGAACGUGAUCCAUUACGCUUACUUCGCGGUGAGGGCGUACAACUGGCCCAUCUACUUGAUGACCAACAAGAUGGGGCUGUGCAGACUUUGCGCUGGCUUGAACUGCUGUUGCAUACCUUGCAGGAAGCAAUCGGGUUCGGGCAACGCCGAAAUUUUGGAUGACAACUGUUGCAAGUGCAACUACGCCGCCUUGAAGUUACUGACGGAAAUGGGAGAUAUUGAAAUAAUCUACGCCACUUAUCACGUAGACGUGGGCCAAACCCCGUUCUUCGUGGCCUUGGACUAUGACAAACGAAAAAUCAUCAUCAGCAUCCGUGGUACCCUCUCCAUGAAGGACGUCCUGACGGACUUAAACGCCGAAGGCGAACCCAUACCCUUGACGCAACAGAAGGACGACUGGCUGGGUCACAAGGGGAUGGUGCAGGCCGCCCAGUACAUCCUGGAGAAGCUGGACGAAGAACAACUGGUGGAACGGGCCCAAAACUACAGGCCGGAACGUGGUACCAACGAUUUCGAAAUUGUGAUCGUGGGCCACUCACUUGGUGCCGGUACUGCCAGCAUCCUGGGAAUACUUCUGAGGGAACGACACCCCACACUUCUGUGUUACUGUUACUCGCCGCCCGGUGGUCUGCUGUCGGCGCCUGCGGUCGAGUACACCAAGGAGUUUACGAUUUCGGUGGUGGUGGGGAAGGAUGUGGUACCGAGGAUCGGGCUGCACCAAAUGGAGACGCUGCGGACUGAUUUGAUCAACGCUAUCAAACGAUCGGUUGAUCCCAAGUGGAAGACUAUUACUUGUAGUAUUAUUUGCUGUGGUUGUUCACAGCCGACGUCGGCGGUUGAAAUGUCCACUGGCGAAAGGGAUGUUAGCGAAUACAUGAGAAGUAAAGAGCACGCCAGGUGUGUUGGUAUUCAUCCUUCAGAUAGUUCCAUAGCCUUAACGACUCAUCAACCUUUAUAUCCUCCUGGAAGGAUAGUGCAUGUUGUCAGGCAGCACCCCACAACAGGACAGCAAGCGUUGUCGAAGAGUGAUCCGGUCUACCAGGCCCUCUGGGCGGCCAACACCGACUUCGACGAGGUCCUCAUCUCGCCAGUGAUGAUCCAGGAUCACAUGCCGGACACGUUGCUCGACGCCUUGAACAAGGUUGUAACGACAACGGGACCGAAGAAGCCGCAACGUUCGGCUUCGACGUCGGAACCAUCGAGCCAAUAUUGGACAGCCACCACCUCCAACCCCAAUCUGUUCCUCGAAACGUCGUUUACCUCGCUCCAAAGUCCGGACAGCAACACGAGCUCGGUCACCAACGGGUACUAUUCGACCAAAUCGCAUCCCAGCAGUCUGUGCCUGACCAGUGAAUACAACAAAAGCAAACUGUUGAGCCCGAUCAGUGCUAAAAUAACGUUCGACGGCAAACGCGACUCGCCGGUGAACAACAACCAGAUCUCGAUCGUGCCAGUGCACCACAGACCUUUAACCAAGAGUUUCAGUUUGAGUUUGAAACGGACUACAAGUCCGGCUUGCAAAGUGGACUUGAUACACGACGACUGGUUCGGGCUGGCGCCCCUGGCCAGUCCGGAAAGCCUGUCGGAACUGUCCAGCAUCAGUUCCAGGGCCAGCUUGGUCACCACCAGCGUCAUCGUCGAGAUCAACACUCCUAAGGUGAUGAGGAGGACUCCCAAAAUCAUCGGCAGCCUGAGCACCUGCGCCGACGACAUCAGGAACGUGAGGAACUUCCAAAAGGCCAAAACCUUCACCCGACUGUUCAUCAACAACAACACGGAAAGUUCGUCCAGCAGCAACCUGAGCUACGAAUCAGCUUCCAGCAGUAACAGGUGCUGUUCCAACACGGACAGCCUGUGCAAAACCACUGACUCCAACUGUUGUGAGGAGGAGUGCCCGAACAGUGAUGAGUUCCAAUCAGCCGAAGACAUUCUGGACAACGUCCUGGCCAGCGCCGGUUGCAAGGAGUUCUUCAACUCGGAAUCCAACUUCUUGGAGACGCACUUCGACCUACUCCAAGAGCAAGCCUGUGAUAAUUCGCCCGUAUCCGUCUUCAAAGCCUCCUCGCCGUUCUAUCCUCCGGUCUUGUCGCCAAGUAGUCCGAAUGCCGAUCCGGAUUUAAUAUCUAACUUAGCUAUAGACAUUAGUUUAGACGAAGAACACAGAUCGAAUUAUUAUCAACAUAGCAAAACUGGCAGCAGCAUCGAUUCCGGGAGUGUUUGCAGGACCCCCUCUGAUAUCACCAAAAAUGUCACCUUCAAUCCGCAGGUGGUGACCGUGUCGACGAUCAGCUGCGACGACAUCCCACCGUCGCCGAUAAGGUGGAGGAAGCUGUUCAAGGGACGCAACAACCAAAAAAGCAAGUCGGACCCCCCUAAGCUCCCACCUCUGCCACCGCCAACUCCGACGGGCCCCAUAGUGUCGAUACUGAGCUCCAAGAACCGUCACCUGAACGAGGAGGCGGCGAAGAAGGAGGACGACACGGCCAGCGAGCAAAGUCUGCGCACCAGCGACGACACGUCGAAGUCGAGCGGCGAUCGGACUCUUGAUUGUUUCUCGCGCACCGAACAGCUGCCCCUGCUGAGCAGCCUCAACGCCACCAACAUCGACCGGACUCCAUCGCCCAGGCUGUUGCGCAGGAAGAAGUACGUCUAUCCCUCGGACAUCGUCGUCAUGGCGCACCCCAACGAGAGUUCCGUGUAGUGGUGACCGGACUUUUGUAGAGUGUAUAUUUUUUUAACAACAAACAAGUGUAUAGUAUCCAUUGUUAUUGUGUUAUGAGAGUUUGUUUGGGGCGUCGGGGCGACGGAGGCGUUCCCGUGCUGUGACACGUCUCCGUCGUUCGGUGCCCCGAUUAUUGUUAUGUAGGUGCUUUUCACCUCGUUUGGGUUUUGCUACGUUGUUACGGUGCCGACCUACGAACCUCCAAAUUCAUUAAUUCAACUCAACUAAGGUUUGGUGGCGUCAGAGGUCUUUAACCGCCCCGUUCGCAAUUGAAAUGGUUGUUCGUUCCAAAUUGUUUCGACCUUAUGUUUACGUUGUUCCUCAUGUUUUUUAACGUUGUCCUGUUUUUUAUGGUCCAAUUUUUUUCGUCAUAAACCUGCAGAAUUACGUUCCUAACCUCAAGCAACAGUCACAAGUAACCGUGACCUUAUAUGAUUAAUAAAAUUACGACUUAUUAGAAAUAAAGUUUACCAUGGAAUUAUAAUAAUAACAAAAAGUUUACUAAAAAGUCUAUUUUUAAAGUUUGAAGUAGACCUUCGGUUCCUCAACGAUUCAUAUAACUUUAACGAGGAACUUUUCUAAUUAAAAUAGAUGAAAGGAACCCCCAACAGUAUUUGGGUCUGUAAUCUAUAAAUCAAUGAGUUCAGUAGAUAUAUAAUAUAGGGUCCAACAAUUGAAUAUUUGUUUUUUUAACAUAUGAUGAACAAGAACGAUGUAAUUCAGAUGAAUAUAGUUACUUUGAUAGUUGA